AUGUACCGACCAGAAGGCUGUCCUUUCAAGCACGUAGAUCAUCAAUUGCUCGGUCAACGGUUAGAGAAAGAUGGAUUGAAUAGUGAAGAAAUAAACCAGAUAAUGAACUACUCCAAAGUGAAUGCAUUCGAUAAAGCAUGUACGCGCCACUUCGAAUACUUGCAUAAAAUGGAGGAGGUGCACUGGGACAGCUGA
Cooperia oncophora is the source of this 195-nucleotide messenger RNA. NCBI's taxonomy places the organism in Eukaryota, Metazoa, Nematoda, Chromadorea, Rhabditida, Trichostrongylidae. The record is from the annotation of a GenBank genome assembly.